UAUACUUCUCUUUGAUCGUUGUCUUGUCUUUACUGUUCUCAAUAAAUCAAUGGAUAGUUUUACAAUCCUAAGUUACUUCUCUCAUAAGCCAUCAAAUAUUAACAAAUAAUCAAAAUAAAUAAGCACACUUCACGCCUUUAUCUACGAAGAGGUAGGCAGAAGUGCCACAAGGAAUCCGACUUUUCGCUAUAUGUUCUGUCUUAUGACGACGUGAUAAGUGGGAAGUCUAUUGCCAUAUCAGUCAAUUUCACAUUCCGAGCUGAUACUGGGAGGAAAAACCCAAUAACACUUUGCUUGCGGGACUCGAACCCCGAACCUUAGAGCGGCAUUAUCGAAUACAACGCCACCGAGGAAUUUUCAUUAUAAUUCGCGGGCCAUACGUUUUGCUACUGUCUAGUCUAGGAUUUGCUCGUUCCUGUAAUUUACGAGUACAGUAAACCUCCAAGUGCCUUAUGCACGGGAAUUUAAACAGUAUCCUUAAUUACAUACCACUUACUUUAGAUUGCCUUAUAUUGGUCUCCUAUAAUAAUAAUUGUGAUACUUACUUUUAUCGUCCUAAACCUUUUGCUAGCGUAUGUAGGUAAUAUUUUACUACUGAAACCUCAUUUAUAGUAAUAGCCUGGCUCAUCAGUGAAAUCUUCGGGAUAUAGGUCAAUUUGCGGUAGGGGACGACAGGAGAGGAUAAUGCAAAAAAUAUUACCCGGAUUUAUCAAUAUAAACUUUCACCCAUUACUUCCUUAGCUUCAUGCCACAUACGAGAGUAAUACCGGUCACAGACCUCAUUUCUCGACGUCGACAAAUUGAGUUUCGAACACACCUCGAAAAACAAUGUGCGUUCCACAUCACGGAGACAGACAAAUUGUCCUAAUAAGUCUUUUAGCGAGAUCGUCUCAAACAGUUACUUUAAGUGUUCUAUGCGACAUUUUUUGACGCUCUUCUUAUAAUUGGUUAGUUUUUGUUUAACCUCGACCAUAUACUGUCAUGAGAAAGGGGUUUUGAAAUAUCAAAUAAUAAUAAAAAAUUGUUCGUUUUUCAAAAAUGUUUCCUUUUUCAAAUUUAUUAAUAGUACUGGCAGUGUUGUUUUGUGUUUAUGAAAUAAACGCCUUAACAGCCAUUGAGAGUGGUUCUAAAAGUAAAGUUUUGUCACGGAGAAAGCGGUACGUGGCAUUUCCUGAAGGCUCAAGUUUUUCUAUUGCAGGAUGCAUGGUGACAGGUCUGAUUGGCCAGCCUGCGCCAGCAACGGCUCCUGGUACCUUCACCUUCGGCCUUAACUGGGCCAUUGCCUACGAGCUACCCAAUGCGACAGAAACAGCCGCCUUUUAUACAACGAAGAAGUAUAAGAAGCCAUUAGCACAAAGGAGAAGUAGGAGAGAAUUGUAUGAGAAAUUGGAGAAGAUUUUGGAUAACAUGGGAUACAGUGGGAGACAAUGCAUUUUGAAGACAUUAUGUGAGACCACACAAAGGAUUGUCCCACACGGAGACAACAUGAUGACAGAGAUGUUCCGAUCACUAUUUACAUUACCAAUGGUGAAAGUCCUAACAUCAGAACCCUUGGAACAUACAAUCUACGACUCAGCUCAUCGUCUUGGAGUCAUGUUAGAGAAUUGUGACAAUAUGUUCCAUUGUCCAAUAUCGCUGGUAGAUUUGGCUAAAGGCUAUUACAAUGCUCCGUCUCCUGGAGUGGACACCAUGAGGAGUCCCUGGGCUUUGUUCAGCAGCAAUUUUGGUUGAAGUUUCUUUUGUAAUCGAAAUUAA
Messenger RNA from Manduca sexta (tobacco hornworm), 1755 nucleotides. RefSeq lists its product as uncharacterized. The record is from RefSeq and is a predicted model, not a curated record. The transcript has 4 exons. The coding region runs from base 1039 to 1731 and encodes 230 amino acids. Lineage: Eukaryota; Metazoa; Arthropoda; Insecta; Lepidoptera; Sphingidae.